Messenger RNA from Ahaetulla prasina, 5458 nucleotides. RefSeq names its product terminal uridylyl transferase 1, U6 snRNA-specific (gene TUT1). The transcript has 10 exons. Gene Ontology annotation, cellular component: mitochondrion. Lineage: Eukaryota; Metazoa; Chordata; Lepidosauria; Squamata; Colubridae. The record is from RefSeq and is a predicted model, not a curated record. Gene Ontology annotation, molecular function: poly(A) RNA polymerase activity; RNA binding; zinc ion binding. The coding region runs from base 3009 to 5369 and encodes 786 amino acids.
AUAGAAUAGAAUAGAAUAGAACAGAACAGAACAGAACAGAACAGAACAGAAUAGAACUGAACUGAACUGAACUGAAUAUUUUUUAUUGGCCAAGUAUGAUUAGACACGCAAGGAAUUUGUCUUUGGUGCAUAGGCUCGCAGUGUACAUAAAAGACAAGAUAGGUUCAUCAAGAAUCAUAAAGUACAACACUUAAUGAUGGUCAUCGGGGACAAAUAAGCAAUCGGGAAACAAUAUCAAUAUAAAUCGUAAGGAUACAAGCAACUAAGUUAGAGUUACGCAGUACUAAGUGGGAGGAGAUGGGUGAUGGAACCGGUGAGAAGAUUAAUAGUAAUAGUAACGCAGAUCUAGUGAAUCGUUUGACAGUGUUGAGGGAAUUAUUUGUUUAGCAGAGUAGUUGCGGAAGGGGGUUGAAAGAUAAACUGCAAAACUGGAACUUUCACAGAAUUCUGAUACCUUUCCCAAGCAAAAAAUAAUAUAUUUUUUAUAAAAAUAUAUAUAUAUAUAUUUACCUUCGCCUUUAUUACUAUAUAUGAGCUUGGGGGGAGCUCAUUUAUGAUUUUUUUCAUGCUUUUUGUGUUAUAUUUUUUAUUUCCUGUAAGCCGUCUUGCUUCGUUGUGAACGAAUAGGCAGCAAUAUAAAUUUUUGUGUAUAACUACCGUUAAGUGAAGACUUAAGAAUAUAGUAAGUACACUUUCUUCCCCUUAUUUUACCCACAACAAAGGGUGGGUUUAAGGCUGAGAGAGAGAGAUGGACUGGCCUAAAGUUUUAUGCAUGACCAGCUUUCAUGCGUAAGGCAGGACUAGAACUCACUGUCUCCUAGUGAUUGGCCAAAGUCACCCAGUUCUUUCAUGCCUAAAGUAGGACUAGAACUGUCUCCUGGCGAUUGGCCAAAAGUCACCCAGUUCUUUUCACACUGAAGGCAGGACUAGAACUCCCAGUCUCCUGGUGAUUGGCCCGAAGUCAUCCAGUAUCUUUCAUACUUAAGGUAGAACUAGAAGUCAGCCUCCUAGUUUCUAACCAGUGACUUAGUUUCUAAUGCCAGCCAGCUAGAGAAAAUGUUUAUUUAAGCUUUGAUUUUGAAUUAUAUUAUUGGGAUUAGGAAACAUUUUCUAUAAAGCAUAUCUUUGUAAUGGACAUCUACAAUAUCUUCCUGGUAGCAAGACGCCAAUGACAGGAAUAAAGUAGAUUUCAUACAUAUAGUAGAUAUUACUAGAUUAAUUUAAGACUGUUUUUCUCUGACUUUCAGCUCUUCCCAUCCAGCAUAAAAUCUCUUCAAGGACACCAGCUCUCUCACUCUGUGCUAUUCUGCCAGACCUCUUCACCUUUUAUACCUUUUCCCUCCAAGCCAGCUCACACCUGAUUGGUGGCACCAUUCCUGGCCCUGUUUUUAUUGGCCUUUUUUUUUUCAUCCAGCCGUUUUCAUUGGCCUAACAAGUGCACCCAAGAGUCCAAUGGCCACAUUUGUUUUCCUGAGACAACUUCCCAUUGGUGGAUUUUGGAGCCUCGUGGUGUAUAUAUAAAGGAGUCGAGCAUACCCUUGGCGCCAUUUGUACCUUUGCCUGUGACUUGGUUGCUGGGUGUUGAUUUCUGCUUCCUUUUGCAAAGUCUGAAUUCAGGGAGGACAAAAACCCAAGUUGAAUUCAGGAGAGUUUCCUGCUCAAGAGUAACUCCUGUUGAAGGAAUUUAAAACCACGUUCGUGAUUUAAAAUAUAUUGUUUUUAAUUAAAAUGACAUACAUCCCUCCUCAAUCCAUCCAUUUUAUUAUUUAGCACUGGGAAGCAGUAUAUAAAUAAGCAGUGGUGAAAUUCAAUUUUUUUUACUACUGGUUCUGUGGGUGUGGCAGGGGAAGGAUACUGCAAAAUCCCCAUUCCCACCCAUCCCACUUGGGCCAGCCAGAGGUAGUAUUUGCCGGUUCUCCGAACUACUCAAAAUUUCCGUUACUGGUUCUCCACAAUCUGUCAGAACCUGCUGGAUUUCACCCCUGUAUAUAAGCCUUAACUGCUAUUGCUUAUCUACUUAUCUAUCCAUGAUCUCCAUCUCUAUCCAUUUGUCCAUCCAUCCAUCAUGUCUCUAUCUCUUGUCUCUAUGUUUAUCUAUCUAUCUAUCUAUCUAUCUAUCUAUCUAUCUAUCUAUCUAUCUAUCUAUCUAUCUAUCUAUCUAUCUAUCUUCUAUAUCCUAAUGUAAUAUAAUUAACUCAUCUAUGCUCCUGCUUUAUUUUUCCAACACAGAUUAUCAGUGAUUACUCACUGGAAGUUUUAAAGUAAAGACUAGACAGCCACUUGUCUCAAAUGGUAUUGGGUCAAAUGGUUUGGACUAGAAGACCUCCAAGGUUCCUUCCGGCUCCCACCAAUCAGAAUAGAGCUGGAAGGGACUUUGGAGGUCUUCUAGUCUCCUACAAUGCUAACUUUUUAGUGCUUUUCCCAAAUGAGCACUCAACCGGAUCACAGCACAGCCCAAGUUGGUAUUUUUCUACUUUUGAGGUUUAAAAAAAAAAAAAAAAGGCCCUUUAAAAUCCUAAAUUUUGGGCAAAAGCCAGAAAAGCAAUUUUGUGGCUUCUAGGGCAAAACUCUUUUAAAUCGUGCAUCGGCAAUUUAUUUUAUUUGAGUAUAUUUUAUUGAAUAAUAAAUAAGCAUGGAAAACCGAGUUCGGUUUCAACCCGGAGGUUUGGUUAAAAGCCGGCUAAUUCAUGGACACUGCCGCCUUGCAAGCAUUUUGUUUCUUUUUCUACCUCUAUGGAGCGGCGAAGACACUCAAUGAACCCUCUUCUUUCUCUGCCACUCGAGACGAACUUCGAAUGGGAUCCGGAAGUUUUGGCGGAUAAAGCUGUGAUUGUUUCUUAUCUCUAUGAUUGUGGCGUCAUCAAAUGGAUAUCACAUGAUACACUCUUUAAAAGUCCCUAGCGGCUUCUACCUCUCAGGCAAAAACCAUAAAGUUGUAGAGCAAGAGCGGCAAAUCAUUUUGGGCGGAACUUCCGUGAAGGCGAGCCAGCUUCCGGCCGUGGUGGGAAAUGGAGGAAGAGGGAACGACGGCCGAUGUGGACUCUCUGCCCCGCGGGGCUUUUCGGUGCCGUCUGUGUCACGUGACGGUGGCCAAUAAGCCCAGCUUGGACGAUCAUCUGCGCGGGAAGAAACACCAGCGGUUGGAAAACCUGCGCAGCAUCCGCCAGUCUCAGGAACUCCGCAGUAUUUUUGUCAGCGGGUUCCAGAAAGGGACCACGGCCUUGGAGCUGAGCAGCUAUUUCCAAACCUACGGGAAUGUGAUCAACGUGGUGAUGGACAAAGAUAAGGGGGUCUAUGCAAUUGUGGAACUGCAGGACGAGGAGAUACUCCAGAAAGUAUUAGCAGAACCACAACAUAGCCUAGGUGGACAGAAAUUACGUGUCAAGCCACGCGAGAAGAAGGAUUUCAGAUACACCCCGCCAAAAAAACAGGGGUCAGCCAGGCGGGAGCAGCUGAGCCCGGAGAAAUUGGCGCAAAAUGUCUGCCAAGUAGAUGAUGUCGAUGCCCAGAUGUCUUUAAUCGUGCAACUGUUUGAAUUUUCUGAGAGCGAACAGCGUCUUCGAGACUUGCUCGUAAAGUUGUUCCAGGAGGUGUUUUCUGAAUUCUUCCCAGAAUCGGUCAUCCUUCCCUUUGGGUCUUCCGUCAACGGCUUCAGCGUCUCUGGAUGUGACCUGGAUUUGUUCCUGGAUCUGGAGAAGACAAAAAACUUCCAAGCUUCUGCCAAGACAACUGAUAAGCCACCGGCGGAGGAAGAAGCCGCCGAAAUGGAAUCUCGCUCCGAUGAUUCGAUCUUGUCUGACAUUGACCUGGUCACAGCCACCGUGCCUGAAAUCCUCGAUCUGGUGGCCACCGUGCUGCAGAAGUGCGUGCCGGGAGUUCACCACGUCCAGGUGGUCUCCACCGCCCGCCGUCCCGUGGUCAAAUUUUGCCACAAGGAGUCCGGCUUGCGGGGGGACAUCUCCAUAAACAACAAGCUGGCCCUGUGUAACACGCGCUUCCUGCAGUUUUGCACAGAAGCGGAUGAGCGUGUGAGGCCUCUGGUCUACGCAGUGCGCUACUGGGCGAAGCAACAAGGCUUGGCAGGAAACCUGUUUGGUGGAGGCCCCCUCCUCAAUAACUACGCGCUGACAUUGCUGGUGUUCUUCUUCCUACAGACACGCAGCCCUCCCGUCUUAUCGACGGUGGCCCAGUUGAAGGCGCUCUCAGAUGACGGAGAACUGACAGUGGUGGAUGGUUGGGACUGCACUUUUCCUAAAGAUGCGGCUUCGUUGCAACCCAGCGGGAACACAGAGAGUUGUUGCUCCCUUCUGGCUGAGUUUUUUCGCGUCUUCGAAAGCUACAAUUUCACCGGUGGGGUGAUCUCUUUGCGCGAGGGCCGGUCACUCCCUCUCUCCGAUUUCCUGUUAUCCAACGCCGGUCAGAAAUUCAAGGUGGGCCCCCUCAACCUCCAGGAUCCUUUUGAGCUGAGUCACAACGUAGCGGCCAACGUCAACGAAAAGACGGCUCUGCGUCUCCAGCGGAGUUGCCAGGACGCCGCCAAAUACUGCCGGAGUUUGCAAUACCAACGUAAAUCCAGCAAGGGGAAGAAUUGGGGGCUGGUUCGUCUCUUCCAGCCCGGCAGCCCCCAAACUGCGGAACGGCUGGUUAUCCUCCUCCCCUUAACGCCGGCAACACAAUCUCUGGGGUCCCACUCGGAGCUGCCCCUGAAAAGGGAUUUCCCCCAGCUCUGGUUUCGGAGAGUGUGCUCAGGCGUCACGUUCGUCCUUCAGGAAGUGUUGAAAUGCAGCUGCUCGGAGAAUCCGCAGGGACCCGGAGAUGAUCGGGAAUCCCUCGGCAGCGAUCUGGAGGAGGAGCAGCUAAAGACGAAAACCGAACAAUUGUCGGUGGGUUCCAAACGACCUCGAGAUGUGGAAGACGCAGAGUUGGGUUGUCCUCCUGUGAAGAAACAGCGGACGGAGUGUUCCCUUCCCGAGGCAGAAAGUGUGACUUGGGACUGCGCCGUCUGGCACCGUGUCUGGUUAGGAAGACGCCGCGUCCGGCGACAAUUCAGCAGCCCAGAAGCGGAUCCCAAAGGAACCGCUGAUCCCUUAGAGCUGGAAGGCAAAGUAUCGGAGGCGAUUUCCCAACAGGAGGGGCAAACCAGGCCCGUAGAGCCGCUGUUCGGAUUCACCGUCUGUGCCACGAUCAGGGACGGGGGUUCUGGGGAACACGACCCACAGCUCAGCCUAAAUUUCACCCCACACCCUGAGCAGGGAGCAGUUUUUCAAGAUUUUUUUCAUUUCCUACAAGGUUUCCUACCCCGAAUGAUUGAGCAGUACCUGACUACCAAACCUUCAGACCGACAUAUCCCAGAAGAGAAUGAUAUUUGAAAUUUCUUAAGACCACGGCAGAAUUCUGUCUUUAGAAAAUGUUUUCCAUUUCUGGCUGUUGGUGAAAAUAAAAGAAAUGGAGAGAAAAA